Molecule: messenger RNA, 3425 nt
Organism: Aegilops tauschii subsp. strangulata
Lineage: Eukaryota; Viridiplantae; Streptophyta; Magnoliopsida; Poales; Poaceae
Product: disease resistance protein RPP13
Biological process (GO): defense response to other organism
Molecular function (GO): ADP binding
Source: RefSeq, a predicted model, not a curated record
GUAUUAAAAAUACAUUUCCUAUUUUUUAAAUUCGUCGAUAUACUUUUUGUAUGUACAUUGUAUUGUAUGUACAUUGUAUUGUAUCAGGGUAUUUUCUAAAGGAACCCACCAAUGUGGAAGCAGCUGUGCACGGUCGAUGUUGUUCGUUUCUCCUUGUCCUCGCACUGACUGCACCUUCUUACCACCCCAACCAUCUCAGCUGCACUGCACAUGCACAGAUCGAUCCAGUAUAUACCGCGUGCGCGCCACUGAACCAACGAGCUUCCCACAGCUCACUGUCGCCGGCGCCACCAUUGACCUUGACUCCACCAAACUCCAGAACCCCUAGGAAGAUAUUUGCCUUGCUCUGGUUCAGGCUCAGGCCGAGAGCCAGUCAGCCAGAGACCACACAGAGCGAGCGGCCGAGCGAGCAAGCACAGCGGGGAGAGCGAUGGCGGAGACGGCGAUCACGACGGUGCUGGCGAAGGUGGCGGAGCUGGUGGCGUGGGAGGCGGCGGUGCUGCUGGAGGUGGGCGACGACGUGCGCCUGCUCCGCGACAAGCUCGAGUGGCUGCACACCUUCAUCCGCGACGCCGACCGCAGGCGCCGCCUCCGCGACGACGAGUUCGUCGCCGUCUGGGUGCGCCAGACCCGCGACGUCGCCUUCGAGGCCGAGGACGCGCUGGACGACUUCCUCCACCGCGCCGGGCGACGCCGGAGGCGCCGCGGCCCGGCCCCGCCGCUCCCCGGCACGGGGGCGCGCUGCUCCGGGUGGCGCUGGAGCUGGCGCCGCUGGCGGCCGCGCUGCGCGGGGCUGCAGGUCGCGCUCCGCCACGACCUCUCGGCGCGCGUCCGCCAGAUCAGGAAGCGGCUCGACGAGAUCUCCGCCAACCGCGCCGCCUACCACAUCGAGCACGCGCCCUCGCCCGCCUGGGCCGCCUCCUCCGCCACCACCCUCGCCGCCUGGGACGAUCUGGAAGAGUACACUGUCGGCUUCGGCAAGUACAGCGACAUGCUCAAGGAGCAGCUCCUCGACGUCGACACCGUCCCCGGCCGCGCCCUCGUCUCCAUCGUCGGCGAGAGCAGCAUCGGCAAGACCACGCUCGCGCGCAAGGUCUACCAGAGCCCGGAGGUCCGCAACCACUUCGCCAUACGCACCUGGACCGUACUCCCUCCCAACAGCCGCCCGGCCGACGUGCUCCGCGACAUCCACCGGCAGGCCACCUCCCAGCUCCGCCGCUCCCCGUCCAACGGCCAGAACGCGGAGGACGGCGGCUGCGACGCCAAGGGCGGCAAGGACAUCAGCAACUCGCUGUUCCGGAACAUGACCGGCAGGCGGUACCUCGUCGUCGUGGACGGCAGCAUCGCGGUGGCCGACUGGAACAGCCUCCGUGCGUCGCUCCCCGACGAGGGCAACGGCAGCAGGGUGGUGCUGGUCACCGACGCGGCGGGGCUGGAGGUGGUGGGCUACGCCGGCGGGCCGACGUACGACCCCAUCGAGCUCACGCGGCUUAGCCCGGAGAACACGUACGAGCUGUUCCGGCGCCGGGUGUUCGGCCUCCGCGGCGACUGCCCCGGCCGGUACAAGUCGAGGUACUACCAGGACGUGUUCCGGAUCACCCGCGGCCUGCCGCUCUCCGUCGUCGUCCUCGCCGGCGUGCUCCGGUCCAAGGAGCUGCCUGCAGAGUGGGACCAGGUGAUGGCGCAGCUGCUGGCGGCCAAGGACCAGCCGCAGCAUUGCAAGAGCGGGAGCGGCGGUGCCCGGCGGAUCAUGUCGCUGGCGUUCGACGACCUGCCGCACCACCUCAAGUCGUGCUUCCUCUACUUCGCGGCGAUGCCGGAGAGUGCCCCCGUGGACGCGGCGAGGCUGGUGCGGCUGUGGGUGGCCGAGGGGUUCGUGCGGCCGCGGCGCGGGAGCACCAUGGAGGAGGUCGGGCAGGGUUACCUCAAGGAGCUCAUCUCCCGGUGCAUGGUGCAGCUGGUGGACAAGGACGAGUUCGGCACCGUGACGGCUGUGGUGGUGCACGACCGCCUCCACGCCUUCGCGCAGGAAGAGGCUCAGGACGCGUGCUUCGUCGAGAGCCACGACAGCACCGACGUGCUCGCCCCGGCCACCGUGCGCCGCCUCGCCGUCCAGAACACCACGGACAGGCACGUCCACCUCGGCAACGCGCUGCCCAAGCUCCGUACCAUCGUGUGCGACUUCGCCAACGGCGGUGCCGCGAAGCCCAGCGUCUGCAUCCACUCCACCGACCUGGGCUUCCUCCACGCGUCCAAGUUCCUCCGCGUCAUCGACAUCCAUGGCCUCGAGCUCAAGAAGCUUCCGGACGAGCUCGGCUCGAUGAUCCACAUAAGGUACCUGGGCCUCCAGUGCGGGCAGCUGGAGAGACUGCCGAGCACGAUCAGCAAGCUGGUGAACCUGCAGUCGCUGAUCCUCAAGGGCCGGAGCGGCGGCGUGCUGGGCGUGACCGCCGCGUUCUGGACGAUCCCGACGCUGCGGCACGUGGUGGCGCCGUUCGCGCUGCCCAGGUGCCUGGGCGACCUGUACAGCCUCCAGACGCUCCACGGCGUGCAGCCGCGCGGCUGGGACACGCGCGCCGUCGCCGGCAACCCGCUGGGGAGGGCCACCAACCUCCGGUCGCUGGAGCUGAGCGGGCUGACGGCCGCGAACGCCGGCGCGCUGGUGACGGCGCUGGAGAGCCUGGACCUGCUGGUGCACCUGGUGCUGCAGGGCGAGUCGCUGCCGCCGGCCGUGUUCACCGUGGCGAGCCUGCGGCGGCUGCAGAGCCUGAGGCUGGUGGGGGCCAUGGAGGAGGAGGAGGAGGACGCCGGCGACGAGGUGGCGGUCCGGUACAUCCGGCCGAACCUGACGCGGCUGUCGAUGUGGGGCACGAUGGUGGGGCAGGGGUUCGUGGACAUGCUGGGGGAGCUGCCGAGCCUGGCGGAGCUGACGCUGAUGUGGGGCGCGUACGAGGGCGAGCGGCUGGAGUUCGGCGACGGCGCGUUCCGGAGCCUGCAGAAGCUCAGGCUGGGGCUGCCGGACCUGGAGGAGUGGGCGGUGAGCGCGGGGUCGAUGGCGGCGCUGGCCCGGCUGACGCUGCUGCGGUGCGCCAAGAUGGAGAUGCUCCCGGAGGCGCUGGGCGGGAUGAAGGAGCUGGAGGAGGUGGUGCUGUACAGCAUGCCCAAGAUGGUGGGGAGGAUCAAGGAGGACGGCGGCCUGGACCACCACAAGAUCAAGCAUGUCCCCGUCAUCCAGACCAUCUGGUAGAUUUGACCGGCGUUCGUCUGUGUCAUCGGGUCAAGGAAGGAGAAGGGGGGCAUUCUUGUCGUUCUAGUGUUGUUGCCAUGAGCGCCUUCUUCUGUAUCGUCGAACCAAGCACGUUGUGUGUUCUGUGCCUGUCUCUGCUGUUCUUGACAGGAACGUGAAAGCCUCUGCAGUUUUAAAA